Molecule: messenger RNA, 656 nt
Organism: Gasterosteus aculeatus aculeatus (three-spined stickleback)
Lineage: Eukaryota; Metazoa; Chordata; Actinopteri; Perciformes; Gasterosteidae
Source: RefSeq, a predicted model, not a curated record
CGGCUGUCCCGAGCUGCGCUGAUCCUUCACUCCGCGGCAUCGCCACCCGCCACCUGCCUCUCCGGGAAUAACUGCCCCGAAGGAAGAGCGUCGGAACCAAAGCCAGGGGAGGCGGACACGAGACUCUGGCGCCCCCCCCCCCCCCCACACCUCCUCCGCCCCCCAACCCGCUCUACCCCCCCCCUCCCCACACUUGUCCUGCGGGAGGACGCGCUGCCGGGCGACCGCGCGUUUGUUGACGCUGGCGGCAGAGGAGCGAGUGUGAGCCCCGCAGGAGACACUUGCAUGGAUGCGCCAUGGCCACGUUCGUGUGCAGGGUUCAGUUCUUAGACGACACCGAUCCGUUCAACAGCACCAACUUCCCGGAGCCGACCAGACCUCCGCUGUACACCUUCAGGGAGGACAUCCCCCUCAUCAACCAGUUAGCGGGGGUCCACCGGCUGCUCAAGACCCCGCACAAGCUCGACGACUGCACGCUGCAGCUCUCCCACAAUGGCACCUAUCUGGAUCUGGAGUCCUCUCUGGCCGAGCAAAAGGACGAGCUGGAGGGCUUUCAGCAGGACGACUCAGGGUCCAGAGGGAAGAAGCACAGCGUCAUCCUGCGAACCCAGCUGACCGUGCGAGUGCACGCCUGCAUAGCCGUGGUCAUAAUCUAG